AUGGCCGCGCCGGAGCCUCGAGGGCAGGAGAACGAGAAGAGGGCGCAAACAUCUCUGGCUGGCGCCCUGGGAGCGCAGCGCCCAGCUGGUCUCUGUCCUUUGCUUGCCGGAGGAGCCCAUACAACUCUGGCCUCGGGACCUCAGAACCCUCAAGAUGACAAGAAAUGGUGCUACCCAGCUCAAGCCUGGGCCUCGGACCCCGGACUUCUUCAAGUCCUUCUAGCUCUGACUCAAGAAUAUGCUGCACUUGGAACCACUAACCACCCGUCUCAGGAAUCGGCUGCGAAGGUAGAGCAAAGGACCAAGAUCGGCGACACCAGCACCACCGGACGCGAGCAGCUCCCGCGGCAGCACCUGCCCCCGCGGCGAUACCAUCUUGGCCGCGCCCCAGCGAGGGCUGGAGACCACCCCAGCCGCCCGCCCGGCACCACCACCCUCCUCCUCCUUCUUUUCAGACUUUCCUGUUUCCUUUCCCUCCUUUCCUUCUUUCUCUGUCCCUGGCUCAGCAGCUCAGCGUCCGGGACUCCGCGUCCCCCACAACCCCCUGAUUCAAUUUGCACUAUAAGUCGUUUGCACUGGUUUGGGGUCCUGGACCGCCCCGAGUCUCUGAGCGUGUGCGUGAGUGUGUGCGUGAGCGUGUGCGUGAGCCACUGCCGAGUGUGCCGGCCUCCUUGGGCCGGUGCCGCCCCAGCGCCCCCGCCCUCCGUCACUGGGGGUGCUGGGUGCGGCAGAGUGCAUGGGGCCCUGCCCCCCCCCUCGCCUAGUCUGGACGCUCCGCCCACCAGGAGCACCUAGCACUGCAUUGUGCACCAUCCUGCCUGUGUCCCUCCUCACCAGGCCUCACCAGAAGCCUGGCAUCAUCAAUAAAUCCGUUCCAGCA
Molecule: messenger RNA, 880 nt
Organism: Myotis davidii
Lineage: Eukaryota; Metazoa; Chordata; Mammalia; Chiroptera; Vespertilionidae
Exons: 4
Coding region: 1-795 (264 amino acids)
Source: RefSeq, a predicted model, not a curated record